GUUAGUCGGAAGGAAGAGCGUCGGCCUCCGCCCUCCCGGCUUUCGUUCUCUUGUUGUGGCUCUGCCCCAAGAUGGCGGCGGCCGCGGUUGGUUUCUGAGGAGACCCACGGACCCGGCGGUCGCGGUUCUCUCAGGGGAAAGAGGAGAAUGGCGGCGUCGGAGGCUGGGUCGCUUCGCGUUCUCCUGCAGCCAUUCCGCAGCCCCAGCCAGGGCAUCACCCGGGCCAAGCUCAGCGGCGGCCGAGACGCGCUGGCGACCGUGACGGGGGCGGAGCUGCGCCUGACGGGGCUGGUGUCAGCCCGGCUCGACGGCGGGCAGGACGGGCCCAGCGGGGACGGCAGUAUCGCCCUGCCCGGCGCCUGGGAAGAGUAAGUGGGGGUGCAGCAAGAGCCGGGCCUGCGGGGGCCCAAGUCCAGCGUCGACCCCCCCCCCCUAGAGAGAAGCAGGUGACGGACUCGACCCCCGCCUCCCCCCGGCGACAGCUCCCCCCACCUCAUUUAAAAGCGUUUCGUAGUCGGGAACCAGGCACCCACCCACAUGGUGAUCUCAGAGGCUAACUUACUCUUGCUUUUGAAGCACAACAAUCCUCCGCAGCAAAAGGGUGUUUGUCCCCACGUAAAUGUCGGGGCAGCAGAAGCAAACGGUGUUUGUUUGGGGUUUUUUUUUGCAUAAAAUUUAAGCACCUCUUGAUUGUUUAAAAAAAAAAAAAAGGCCUCAAAGCGGUUUACAAAAAAAGAAAGAUAAAACAGUGGAAUUAUUAAGAAAAUUUAACCAUGAUUUUAAGUUUCCAAAAAGUUAAAAUAACAGUUUAGGCUUGCAUCAAGUUUCUAAGCAUCGGAGUAGGCUUGACUAGACAAUGUUUUUAGCAGGCACUGAAAUGUUUAUGUGUUAUAAACAAAAAUAAAACAAUAAACUUACAAAAAGAGUACAGUACAGUGAAGGUGCUUGUCACACUAAAAGUUUGAGUUCUUAAAAAGGCAGAAAGUGUUAUUAUGUGGCACCUGUAACAGUACCAAUUCCGCUGAUUGCUUCAGCACAUAUGGGUUUGUUGCUGCAUUCAUGAUGGUGCAUUGUUAAAAAAUGCAUAUGACUUCAGUAUUAUCACCAUUAGGUCUCGCCAACCUUUUUUGGGCCUUUAUCACCUUUGCAAAUCGGAGGAAUUGUCAUGUGUACCCCCCACCCCCGCAUUGCAACUAAGGACACACCACACAAACUAUCCUGUUGUUUCUUUAAAACCUCAUUUUAGGAGACACAUAACCAAAAGCCUCUGUUGGCAACCCUUGAAUGUGGAAGUAGUUGUAAAGCAUGGAUUGUGGGUGAGGGAGAGAAGAGAAGUGUCAGUUUUGGCCUUCAUUAUGGCAAUAAUGCCCAUAGUUGUCUAAAGAGGGGGGCGGGGCUGUCAGACCAUUAAGUCCAAAAUGAUCUAGCAACACCACUGAGGAUGGUUUAUCCAAUCCCCCCCCCCCCCAAAUUACUGCCCAGUUUCACUUGAAUCAACCACUUCUCUGGCUCAGCAUCCCAUUUUGCAACAGCCCCACCUGCUGUGAGGCUUUGAGCCUGCAUGUAAAAUGAGCUGUCAGAAUCUACAGUUCCCCAGUUCACCUUCUGGUCCCUCCCUACCUCUGUUGUUAUGAAAUUGAGUUGCUUGGAAUUUUUCUUUGGAUAAAUAGGAAGUAUUACUACUCUUGUUAGAGAAAUAGACAAAAUUGUAAACCCAAGUAGAUUAUUAUUGGUUUCACUCCCUAGAGUUUUUGUUUCAUUGAUUGUAUGUUGGUUGUCCUUUUCAACUGCUGUGUUCUUCUAAGCUUUGUGAUCAUUUUUUGUGCAAGUGGACAGUAAUGUAAUUCAGUUAAGUAAUCUGUCUCUAAAAGGCACAGCAUGCUUAAAAUUUCAAAGAAGAACAAUUGGAGGUAUGGCUUAUGUAUUGAGUAUUGCUUUCCUAGCUUCAUGUGGGAGAGUGUGGAAGAUGAGGACCUUCCAGUGGACAGUCUUAAACUACUUGCUGUCAGUAAGACCCAUGAACUUCUCGUAUAUGAAAUUAAUCUAGAGGUUGGAAAAUGUGAUGCAACACUCUUGCAGAGCUGCAGUGAAGAUACGCAGAAGCAACUCAUCAAAUUUAAAAAUAUUAGUGAGUAUAACAUUCAUUCAAGAUGUAAGAUACUAGUUUAUUAAUUUGUUUAUUGAUUUGGAGGCCAUUCUGUAGCAGUGUCUAGAAAACAAAAUAUGUUAUAUGGUAUCUAUUGCAGACAUUAGCCCAUGAGUUGUAACUUGCUGUAGACAGGUAAUGCUUAUAAACGUUGAUGGGGCUAUUUCAAACAUUGAAUGCAGACGGCCUGACUUUUGCCACUUGUGGGAUGGGUGAUCCAUUUAUCUUUAUUAGGACUGUGUUGUAUUGCUUGUUUAUCUGACCUAUUGUUACUGCAUAUGAAAAUAUCCCUUUUGACCUCGUCAUGCAGGUUUAUCUUCAAUCUCCUCUUUGCGAGUGCUGUCAUUUAAAAAUGGCAAAGCUUUGAUGCUGCUCAACAACUGUAUUAUUGCACAACUUGCUUUUCUUGGAGGAGAACUGAAAGCAGAAAAGUUGGAGGAAUGCUUUCUUCUUGAUCUGUCAUCAGAAGCUCUGGAAAGGAUAGUAGAUGUUGCCUUUUGCAGAGGUGUUCUUUUCUUGUUAGAGGAAUCUGGAUGGAUAUGUAUCCUUUUAAACUGAGUUUUAAAAUCCUGUCCUUCCUGCAGCACAGAGUGGUUUGCAAAACAAAUGUAUAAUAUAAGCAGUAAAAUAAAACACUAGCAGAUAGUUGUCUGUGUUGCUCAGUAAUGCUUAAGAAGCAGACAAAUACUGAGAUAUAUAAAUGGAUAUUUUUGUUGUUGUAUGUCUCUUAAUAAAUAAAGUGCUAGCCUUGAGUAAUACAAAAGGUAAGAUGCAGAAAUAGUCCAGGAUCAAAACAAGGUCAAAACCCAUUAGGUCACAAGGCAAGUCAGGAUGCUAAUGCAAGGAUUUUGUUCAAGCACUCUGGAGAGGAGAGGAGAGGAGAGGAGGCUGAGGGAACACUCCACAAGGGAAGGUGUUUGAAAAGGGGUGAGAGGCUGCUAGGUUUGUCGGCAAGGGGUGACAUAACUGGACUCCUGAGCCCCCAUGGGUGCCGCAGAAAAUGUAGUUAGUCAAGGGAGCCAUGGACUCAAAAAGGUUGAAAACCUCUGGCCUGAGAAGUUUGGUCUUCUCAUGAGGAGGAGCUUCUUCACAAGUAACACUUUAUUUUCAAGGAGUCCUUGUUCUUUGGGUGGGUGCACCUGUACCUUUAUCCGCCAGCAUGUCACCAGACUUGAUGCUAACUAAGCCUCUGCCUCUGAUUCUUUGCAGGGGCCCUCUCUGUCUUGCAGAGAAGAUUGGGAUGCUCUGAUACCUGAAGGUCCCAGAUCCCCCUGCUCUGUCUCACUGUGCAUUGACACAGCCUGUUUCUCUUUCAUUCUUGUUUUGUGGAGCACCAAAUCUUUCUGUGAAGAGGAUUGUUCUAGCCAUGUGCCUGACAGUUGCAAUAUCUAAAGAGGUGUCCAAAUGCAUGCAGUUUGGAAUGGUUCAGUCUACUAUUUUGAUUUGAAACAGUGCCCAGUGGUCUUGCACAUUAGGUCUAAGUAAGCAUGCAUAGGAUUGCCAUGUCAGGAUGGUGGGUUUUCCUUUGCAUGUGUGCCUGUUCAUGUGACUCAGAAAGUGUCUUUCUUUGACAUUGUUGCAAAGAUAUUUUUGAUGCUACGGAUGGUGCCUACCUUGCCCAUGUUGAUGUCUCCCUCUAUCAAACAGAGGGGCAAGAUGAGAAGCGUCUGGACAUCCUGUCUUCUCUUACACUGUUAAAUAUAUCUCAUGAUCUCAGUGUUGCUGUGGUUGCCAACAGCUCCAGUUGUGUCGUGGCUAUUGACCUCCAUUUAUACUUCAAGUAGGUUGGCCACAAUAUGCUAUAAAGUGGUAUUGGGCAGGCAGAUUUUCACUUUUUAAAUUCUUUGCCAGUUCUAGCUUUUCCUCUCUCUCUCUCUCUCGCUCUCUCUCUCUCCUGAAAAGUCUGAUGGUCCUGCUCUCUUGAAACAUUUAGGAAAAUGGUUAAAACUUUUUAUUGUGCUGGGCGUUUGUGGUCUUAAUCUCACUUUCUCCCCCUUCUGCUUAAAUUGCUUUCAAUGACUUUUUAAUGCUCACUGUUUUUUAUUGUUAUAAUUUAUUGCCAGUGAAAAUUCUUUUUUUUUUUAGAUUAACUGUUAUAGGGAACUUUUUGAGGGUUGAAAGGUGGAGUUGAAAUCAUUUUAUUUAUAAAUAUACACUCCCCGCCCCCCCCCCCCCCGCAGAGAAUAUCCUGAGCAUUUAAUUUGCAAGAAAAACUUUGACAACCUUCCUGUAGAACAGUUGGAGGGGACAGAUGAAGAUGACCUCAGAAGUUCAGAUUACAGCAUGAAACUUAUGCAGCAUCCAUUUCGGACCGACAGGUAUGUCUACAGAACUUCUGCCUUGCAUCAUUAAUCUAUGUGGAAAAGAGGGAUAUGUUUGUUCAGUCCUACUUGCCACUUUAGCUCUCUGGUUCCUGCUGUUACUGCUGAUACUGCUGGUAAAACAGCUUUAGAAUGUUAGGAUGAAUUAGUAUAAGCUUAGACAUGUGGCAUCAUUUCCAAAUAGAUGCACAAGUAUGUCUAAACACCGUCCUCCCCAGGACUAGUUUGCAGUUGUUUUGAUGGCAAGAAACUAUUUGUACUUAUCCAAUCUGUUUAUCUGUAUUACAAAUCCUUUUUGUUCAAGCAAUACAACUAUAGAUAAUUCAUAGAUUCAUUGUUAAAAAUGUUGAUGUGAUUUUUCUCCUUUUUCCAGAUCCUGGAAGGCACAUUUGUCUUCAUUGUUUGACAUAACAAAAGGAUCUAAUUCUUCAAAUUUGGCAGCCAACGUUUUCCUGCCUUGGUGUCAGUAUCCUUUGCAUCUAGAGCACUGUGACUGUAAGACUCGUGAAGCUUCUGAGGCCUCCUUUCUGCAUGAUGCUGCUCAUGUCCUUUCAAACUCAAGAAGAAAAGAUCCCCAAAACACAGGCAAAAGAGACAGACUAUGGAAGAGCAUAGACUUAGGAGGACUGGAAGAUGGUGUGAAACUCGAGUGUAAAUCUGUGACAGGUUUUAGUGCAUUAUUCACUCUCUCAAGUGAGAGUGAAGGACUGAUUCUUCUUCUGUGGGAUUUGGAGACCCAAGAUGUGAUGCGUUCUUGUGUGGGCAAAAAUUCAUUUUUUGUUGAGUGUAACAGAGAGGAGCAGUUAUGUCCCAUCCUUUCAGGUGAGCAUCUUUUAGUUGCAAAUAAAAACCAAAGCCUGCAGUCUAGAAACCAGAAGCAUUUCUUUGUUUGUAAGUACUGACACCAUUGAGGGUGAUGCAAGAAGAUUGCAUUCAGUCUCAUAAAGUACCAUAUAGACCAUGUUUGAUAUGAUAGGUGAAUAAGUUCUUCUUUUAUUUAUUAUAACCCUUAGAGCUCGGCCUCUCCUUGGUUCUGUUUGGCUUGACUCAAGAGGAAUUCUUGAAUAGACUGAUCAUCCAUGGAAGUGCUGGCACUGUAGAUUCUCUUUGCCAGCUCAAUGGAUGGGGAAGAUGCUCUAUUCCCAUACAUGCCUUGGAGGUAAAGAAACACUUGUGGCCCUUGAGGUUCUGUGCCUCCCACAUCCCCCAGUGCUGGGAGUGGUGGGAUCUUGCAACUGGCAGGGGAUUCUUUUUUUCUUUUUCUUUUUGACAGCCUCAAAUGUUUACUUUGAGCUUAUCUAACCUGCAGCCUUUGCAGGCUACGUGGAAAGGGCACCACCCAAAGUAAUAUACAGAACUGCCAUGUGGAUAAAUUGUGGAGCAUGACAAAACUGACUGCUCUUGGUGACUCUGUCCUCCAGCCCUAGUUUUUUAUUCUGCAGUAUUUUCGGCAUGAGGUGAUCCUUCUUUUCCUGAUUUAUGCUGCACAUCCUAUCUAGGAAAGUCCUCCUCCCACAAAAAGACAAAUGGAAGUUCUUACCUGCUGGGCAUCUAUUUUUCUGAUAGAUAGAAGGACAUUCCACCCUCCUUCAUGAAGCCUCACCUAUGGGUCCAUAGUGGAAUAGUGCUUGGGGAAAACAGGCUCUCUUGGCUUGUUGCAUGACUUUUUGGCUUAUUUAAUUGUAUUCUUGCGUGGAUGCUUUUUUUUUUUUAGUACUUUGUUCUUGCCUUGUUGUUUAACCAUCCUGCAAAUUGGUAGAAAGUAACUUUUCAAUCCGCAAAAAGAAUAUCAGUCCCUUAUUUAAGAACUUCUGUUUCUACUUGUUGCUGCAUUUUUAACAGUGAUUCUGUUGUUGCUGUUUAGGCUGGCUUAGAGAACCGUCAGUUGGACACAGUGGAUUUCUUUUUAAAGAACAAAGAGAAUAUUUUCAGUCCCUCCGCAACUUGCUCCUUACAAGAUCAGCCUGCAAGCACUUUGUCAGAUUUUUACUUGAAGAGUAAGUAAAACAAUGUAAAUGCUGAAAUGGACAUUGCUUUGACACAGACCUUCGAAAAGCAUAGUGUAGUCUUCACCUGCCUGAUGCCUUCCAGAUAUUUUGGACUACGGUUCCCAUCAGCCCCAGCCAACAUGGCCAUAUGCUGCCGAGACUGAUCGCGAUCCAAAACAUCUGGAAAGUUCCAUGUUAGGAAAGGCUGGUGUAGUGAGGAUGAAAGAAAUUCACUGUGGUACAGCUCGUGUGAAAUUAAUGCUGCUCAAGCCACAUAGAAAAUAAUCAGAGCUAUAUAAGGACAUACUAUAUUCAGCGAAGCAUUCUUGGGAGAGAUGGAACAUGCCCUGUGUAUUCAGAAAGUGCAGUCGGCUAAAUGGAUGCCAUAUAAAAGAUGGAGGCAAGCUGUGCUUUCUUUUCUGAGAAUCCUUUUUUGAGUGGGGGGAGGACAUUUUAAAGCGAUCUUCUGGUCAUUUCCUGCUUUAAUUUUUCUCACACAGGCAUGGAAGAGCUUACACCAGCCUUAGAUUUGCUUUGCAUGGCAAUCCGAGAAAAUGAUUUGGAAGCACAGAGCAAGCAUUUCUCUGAGCAGCUGCUGAACCUCACCCUGUCUUUCCUUAACAAACAGCUCCGUGAAAUUUGUAUCCACAGAGAAGGUAACGGUUGUGCUUGUGUUGCUUGAAUUAUCAUCAUGCUCUGCAUUUCCCCAGUAACGAGCCAUGAAACCUUUCUACUAUUUGAGCUAUUUUCAUGUGCAAGCUGUGUGCUCCUGCAUGUGACCUUUUUAAAAAAAAAAACCAACAACAUCUCUCCAGUGGUGAUAUUUGAUGAGAGAAGAGGAGGAGCGAUUCAGGCCUCAGCUCAGUGAAUAGUGUAUACCGUAUUUUUCGCCCCAUAGGACGCAUCGCCCCAUAGGACGCACCUAGUUUUUUUUGGGGGGGGGGAAAUAAAGAAAAAAAAUUAUUUCCCCCCCCCAGGCACGGGGGAAGCCUGAGCUUCCCCCGGCCCCAGCCCCCAGAACAGCCUGCUAUCCGCAAGCCUAGGGAGCCGCGCCGGUCUCCCCAGGCUUGCGGAGAGCUGCGCGAAGCCCAGGCGCGCUCUCCAGCGCGCCCCAGGCUUCGGAAUGCAGGCAGUUCUGCUCAACCUUUGGGAGCCCGGCGCGAAGCCACGCCAGGCUCCGGAGGGUUGCGCGGAGCUUCCUGAAGCCUGGAGAGCAAGAGGGGUCGGUGCGCACCGACCCCUCUCGCUCUCCAGGCUUCAGCAAAAGCUUGUAUUCGCCCCAUAGGGCGCACACACAUUUCCCCUUCAUUUUUGGAGGGGAAAAAGUGCGUCCUAUAGGGCAAAAAUACGGUAAUUGUUUUCUUCCAUUACCGUAAUGUCCAAAUCCUAUACACACAUAGUUGGAGGUGUGCCCUUUUGGACUCCGUGGGAUGUGCUCGUAAAUAAACACGCAGACAAUCAUAGUCGCUGUAUGGGCUGUAAAGCUGUGAUUCAUAAAACGAUUAAGUCAGUUUUCCAAGAUUUAAGCUGACUUAACAACCUAGUCCUUUGGACUAGCUGGACCAGCACCUGUACUGGGUCAGGAGGGAUCAGUACCUUAUAGUCAGUUCAUACUGUGGACUUUGGCACUUUUGCAUUUUGUGUGUUUCUCUCUAUACUAUAUUUGGACUCCUUUGUCAUCAUGUUGAUGACUGAGUGGACCUUUGUGAGUGGGCAGGUGAGUGGCCCAGGCAAGCUUCCCUGUGUUCCUGUUGUCACUGUCACCACUGGUAAUGAGGAGAGGAAUGAAGGGGAGAAUGUCUUUCUCCCCCUCUGCACCAGUGCAAGCGGAACAGGAUGUGGUAGGAUAUGUCUUUGAAUAUGUUAAUGUUCAUUGGACUACCCUUAGUGUUGCAAGUCUCACAGGGAGAUGUUUUCAUUCGUUCCUUCCAUUAAGUGUCUUCCUGUAAUCUUCACAGAACUGGAUGAAAAUCUGGACAGAUGUGUUGAUAUUUUAACCAGCUACAUCAAUAAACUUAGGAUGUUUAUGAUAAAGUUCCCUCACAAGCCUUCCAGUGUCAUCAGCUUCACGUGCGAUCUUGAAGAAGACGUGCCCUGCAUAGAACAAAGCCAGAAGUGGGAAAAGUUUAAUACAGAGGUAAUCGGAGCAUCAGUUUCAAAAAUGCAUGAGCAUAUAUUGUCCAAGACAUUGUGUCUGUUUGCUAAACAAUUUCAUUAUCCCAAGGAAAAAUGAGUGACCUAAAGCCACGUUUAUGGCAGAAUCCAGCCAUAGUUAAGCAUUUGGAAGUCCUGUUGAUUUCAGUGAGAGAGCUAGAGACUGUGUGCCAAACACUCCCAUUGAAAUGAAAGGCAGGUAGUAUAAUAAAAACAUUAACUUGGUGUGAAGCAACUUUUGAAAAGUUGUGUGCUAAGGAAGAAUUUGAAAGUACAACUUGAUAGUAUAGCAGUGGAAGACUGUGUCCAGUUCUGGCUGCCUCAAACAGAAAAGGAUACCCUGGAACAGGAAAAUAUGUAGGAGGGCUACCAGAAUGAUCAAGUGAUAGCAUGGAAGGAAAGUAGCAAGAGAGACAUUUCCCCCCUUCCUCAUAAUCAUAGAAUUGUUGAAUUGAAAGGGACCCCAAGGGUCACCUAGUUCAACCCCCUGCAAUGCAGGAAUCUCAGCUAAAGCAGGCAACUUCCUGUGUUUUUAAGACUGGGUUGUGUGCCCUUAACAACUUCCACCCACUUCUCUGCCAUUCCCCAACUUGCCUCUCCUGAUCCUUCAGGAAAGAGGUUGAAUGUCAGGCGUGGUGUUUUUCAAGAGCAGCUAGUUGCAUUGCAUGCCCUUCUUUGCUCUUUCAGCAAACGGUUGCUGAAGCCAUAUUAAACAACAAGCUCCCAGAGGCUCAGACCUUUUUCCGGAUGGCAGGUAGCCCUGCCCAGAAUCUUAAGGUGCUGACCCAGAUAGGACUGGAUCUGGUGUACAAAAGCCUUCUGAAGGAUGAUGUCAAAGAAGCCUCCAAACUCUUAAGAAACAUGGUGAGUAAUGCAUGUUCAGAGCAUGGCCUGAUCUACAGUGCUUACUUCAGUGUAUUUGCAGGUACACACAGCAAGGGAUUGGCUUUGCUACUUCAGGUGCUAAAGAAUGGCCAUUGGGGAUCCUUGGCGAGUUAACAAUGGGAGUUGAACUCAUUAAGGAUUUUCUUUUUCCUGUCAUAUUCUGCUUAAUUGGGGUGGGGACAGGGAGAGAAGUAUCUAACCUAGGAGAAAAAUAAGUGUGGGCAUGAUCCAUUCAAGGGUAAGCACACACACACAAACGCACACUGACAUUUAUAUAUGUGUACGUGUAUGCAUUUGAUUCUUAAUUGGGUCGGUUACAUAGGUCUGUUGUCACUUUCUGCAGUCAUCUUUUUAAAAAGGGUAGUUCCUUUUAUGUACAUAUAUUUGGAUAAGCACUUUAGGUCUUGUUUUAUUUCCAUUUUUAUAUUUGGUUUUAAUAUCUUUUCGUACCUCUGUUUUUAUUAUGUAAGUCGCUUUGAGACACUUUGCUGUAAAAAGCAAACAACAGUAAUAGUAAUAAUUUGUCUGAGGAAGGGAGGCAGGAGUUUUUAAGCGUUGAGCAUUUUAAGCCCAUUUCACAAUCUGUUGUUGAAAUUUCUUCAGUCCUUUGCAAGUUGCAGCCAAGCCCUGAAAUUAUUUGUAGAUACGCACAAAAGAAAGCCUGUGAGAGAAAAUAUGGCAUUAAUAAUUUCUUGUGUAAACUCUUCUACCCUUCCCCUCCCUUGACAGGGCUUCAAUGUGAUGGAGCAGCUGCGCAAAAUAUGUUUCUACGUAACUGAUCACCGUGUUCGUGAUUUUUUGGUGAGUGCGGGGAAACCCUUUGCAUGGGUUGUGGUCCUUUAAUUUCAUAUGUUUCACCUGCAUGUGCAGGGUACAUUCCUGGGUGACUUCUGCUGCUACUGCCUGCCCCCACCUCACAAAUUGUGUUAGUUUUCACCCAAGUCCCAGUGAUGACUUCACUUUCAUGUUGUCUCUUUGGCAUUAGUAGCUGAUGUGGAAAUCCUGUUGCGGUGACAUCAGUGCCAUCAAGGAUCCACACCACACUGUUUUGUUCUAGACCACUUCCAGUUCCUGCUCAUAUUUUUGAUUUGACAACAAACCCUUUAAGGAGUUGCUUUUCCAGUGCCUUUGAUGUUAGGGCGCAAACUGCAUUGCUAGUUAAUGUUUUGGUCUGACUCUCAAGGUGAACAUACUGAAAGAGGAAAACUACUUUUCUGAAGCUGAGAAGGAAAUGAUAGACUUUGUGCAUAAGGUGGAAAAUGUCUAUGCAAAAACUUUCCAAGAGAAGGAAAAGACUAUAGCCCAGCCCAGGUAAUAGAUUUUCAGCCUCAAUUUUUAAAAACAUCAUCUUUACCAACAGUGAUGUGAUGAGAAUUGUGUAAAGUUUUGAAUUUCUAUCCAUGCAGCAAAAAAAGUGAGUCCUUGUUUGCUCCAGCUUUCUCCAGCUGCAAGCUUUCUUUCCAUGGAAGGUGUGAGAUGAUUUUCCUUCUUACUCAACUGGUUGUUAGCAGUUCCAGCUUAACUGUGCUGUAGGCUGCAAACUUUCACUGUUCAUUGGAAAUGGUUGUAUUGGGGAAAAGGUGGCUAGCUUGAAAAUCUGAACUCAUCAGGAAGAGUAGAUAAAUGACAUGGACCUCAUAGAGAUGUUUUGUUCUCAUUUUCAGUUCCUGGAGAAAAGAACAACAUCUGUCUAUCCACAUUCCUGUUCUGGAUUCAUUCCUGCAAUGCAAUGAAGAUGGAGUUAAUAUUGCAGAGUACAGUAUUAUGUUAAACUGGGCUCAGUGGUGGGAUCAGGUUACCCGAGAGACGAUUCUUCUUCCUAUGCAAUCUCCUGAAGGCAAGUACUCUGCCAUAAAUAUGUUGUGGUCAGGGAGCUUUGUGUCUUAAGGCUGUUCUUUUGGGACUAACAAUAGGCCAUAAUGUUUUAAAGCAAGUGUGGGGAUAUCUGACCCCCAAGUCAGAUGCAACCCUCAGAGGCUUCCCAUCUGACCCCUGAAGCCUCACUUGCUCCCCACCCUCAAUUUUUGUAGCGGCUGCAGAGGGAAAGGAAAAAACAGGAAAUGGCAGGCACUGGGGACUUGUUUUGGAUUGGGAACUCCACCCAGCAUGUGAGGAGCUUUUAACCCCCUGUUACCUCCUGCAGUCCACGUCUGGGAUGAGCCCACCCCUUUCCUACAGUUUGCAUUGAUAAUAAGGGAUCUGUUGAAAGGAAUGAAUCGGGAGUAUCCUGGAUUUGGGCCAGAGUGCGGAGCAAAGGGUCAUGUAUUCAGUAAUCAGGGCAUAGCUGCCAAGAAGACCUUUUACCUUGUCCUAACUAACUGUGCCUUGGCCACAGACAGGAUAUGGACAGGAGCCUCUCUGAUAGGGUGAGGGCAGACUGAUGUUGGUGAAGCAGCCCCUUGGGUAUCCUGCACCCAGAUUGUUAAGGUUUUUAAGGAUAAGAUCCAAUUAUUUGCAUUACACCAGGAAACAGAUUGGCUCAUACACAUUUACUCUUCCUAAGCUUACAGUGCUUUAUUUUGCAGUGACAGUGGGGACUAAUCCUGUGACCCUAUACACAGUGUGCAACUACAGGCGUACACUUAGUUUAUUGUACUGACUACCUUUUUUAAAAAACCACACACAGAACGCAAAUCAUGUGAUCCAGAGGUUCUUUGGAUGCACCUGUCAUCUUGGCAUGACUACUCCAGUAUGAGCUCAUGGAUUGCAGCAUCUCAGCAACAGGAGAGUAACACAAACUGGCCACGGCUGACAACAGAGACCAUUGAACGCAGAACGUUGUGUAGCCAUUACAUGCAAAAUGAAAUAUUGGACAAUUUAGCCAGGUAUGUGCCUUGUCUAAGUCUUGGUUGGUGGAACCUCUGGCCACGGGUCUCAUUCAGUCCACCAGGCCAAUUCCAGCAAACUCUGCCCACUUGACAUCAUUUGACAUCAGUCAUUUUGAUCUGCCCUGCAACUUUCUGUAGUUUCCUGGGUUAGACUUAUAAUUGCCCAUAAUUUUACAUAAUCUCUUACCCACCCACCAUUGGAAUGUGGCCCCUGAAGACUAGCCAGGUAUUGAAUCUGGCCUUUAGGCUGAAAGGUGUUCCCCUGUCUAGCUCUAAAUUGAUGAUCAACUUCUGUCAAGCAGUAUCGUGUAUUGGUGGAAGUAGCGUUUAUUGUUGGAAGUCUCCUUAACAACUUUGUGAAGAGAUCACUGGCUGCUUUGUAUUAAAAAGAUUGCUUUGUUUUUCUUGGUAGCAAUGGAAUAUUUGUGCCAGUGGAACUAGAAGACUUUGAAUGCCUUCUCCAGAGAUUGACUCUUGUUGGAGGAGUGAUGCAGAAUCCUCAUCCUGUUCCAGAAUAUAUGUCCACCAGUGGCUUAGAUUUCCAUGCCUGCUUUAUCCUGUACUGUUUAGAACAUGGGCUGGACCAUCUUCUCUACACCUAUCUCGACUACUAUAGGUAGGAAUACAUGAACUGAAGUGGUUUCGUAUACACACAUUUGUAUAUGUGUCUACCUGCUUUGUCUACCUGUGAUGGGAGUUGUAGUUCAGGUUGGUGAAGCCUCGUCAGACAUCCUCCUUCCACCACCCCCUCCAAAAUGUUUUCAGAACAAAGGCAGCAGAACUUCUCCCCAUGCCCCCAGACUGUUGCCUUCCUCCAGUGGAGCUUUAUUCAGGACUCUGCAGCUGGAGCAUCAUCUAAUUUUGUAACCUAAAGGAGCAGAGAUGAGAGAGUGCUUGCCCAGUAGGGUCUGUGUGGCCAGUACCCCCCUAGCUAACUAAGACAUCAGUCUCUUUUACUCCUGCCAGAGCAGUUGGUCUUCUCAAAAUCCAUGUGGCUGCUUGCCCAGCCUUCUACUGGCCCAUAUUUUAGAAGGGGGAAAAUAACUUGUUUUUCUUUUUUAUUCUAUGAAAUUGAUAUUGUGUCCUUGAUUUUGCAGUUUAUUUCCUUCAAAUUGCCCUCUUUUGGAUGACAAAGCACUUCACGAAGCUCAUCCGUGGUUUGAGUUUUUAGUGCGGUGUCGAGCCAUCGCCAGCAAUUCUGGAGGUAGGAACCUUCAUCUGUGAUUCUCUUCUGGGCCAAUGUUCUUUGUGCAAUUCUGAUGAAAAACAAACAUUUGUGAGCCAUUGACCAUCCAAAGUGAUGAUGGAUUCUCCCUAAAUGGUCAGGUUGGAACUCACCUGGGCUUGACCUUUUCUGUGCAUGCUUAGGUGGUCGCUGUGGGGACGAGCACCUUUUAUACCAGCGUUGUCUGGUCUGUGGGUUUUCUGGCAUCCUAUUCUGAGAAAUGGAGACCCAGCCACUGUCAAUAACAGUCUGCUAACCUCAAAGAUUAGGUUUCUGCAGUGUGCCUCAUAUGGGGCUGCCUUUAAAAAAUGUUUGGAUGCAACAGCUGGUCCAGAACGUACUGGGCUUUUGACAUAGGAAUGAAAUCUUUUUUGUUCUUAACUGACUCCUGGUUGAUUUCUGGACCCAACUCAAAGGGGUGGUAAGUCCUGCUCCAGGUUCCCCUACCUACAGCAUUGUGGUGGGGGAGCUAGUUAUAGCAGUGCCCCAUCUAUGGAACCUUCCCCACAGGGAGCUUUCAGAGAGAGGAUUGUAUAUGCCUUGGGUUGGAUUUUUAUUUUUAUUUAAAUUGGAGGUAACAUUCUGGCUGAUGUUAGAAAAGUCAACUGUUGAUCAACUAUUAUUGUUGCCAUGUGUUUGGCCUUUUAAAGUUUUGCUGUGUUUUAACUGGUUUUAAUAUUGUAUUUUAAAAUUGUUGUAAUGGUGAAGGGCAGGUAAGAAAUCAAAUAAUAAUAAAAAUAAUAAAUAAUAAAUAAUAAUGUGUGAAUUUCUUCUCUUUGCCAUCCGCCUUUGGAGCCUGUUCUUGGGCAGAAAACAGGGUAUAAUAAUGGAAAACAAGGCAACAGUUUUUUCUUUCUUUCCUCCCUCCAGAUGCAAAUAAGAUUUUCCAAGCUAGCCUGGCAAAUGCCCAGAUCUUGAUUCCCAGCAACCAGGCCAGUGUGAGCACAAUGCUGUUGGAAGGCCGAACGCUCCUUGCUCUUGCCACCACAAUGUACACCCCUGGAGGUAUUGACCAGGUAUGCUGUAGAAUAUUGGCAGGCUGUUGAUGACCUUUUCCUUUCAAAGUGACAGCAAAUGUCAAAAAGAUCUUAAAUGCCAGCAGCCUCAGAAAAUUUGGGUCGUGUUCUUUCUCUGAAGGUGCAGAUAAAGCCUUGUGCCAGGUGCUGUGGCUUGUGCCAAUGAACUGUUCGGUUCCCAUUUCCUUGCAAGUGUAUUCAGGUUCUUCUUCUUCACUGUAGGUCCUUCAGAAUGGAGAUGGAGGAAAGAAAGUAGAUGCCCAGCUCUUCAGGAUGGCCCUUGCUCCUUAUCCCAAGCUGAGAGCAGCCCUCUUCCCCCAGUAUACCAGUCAUGGGACCUUGCCUUCCGACAUUUCUCUCUACCACCUUGUCCAGGUAUAAAUAUAUACCUAUCUGCCCCCAAUACAAAUAGAAUCAUAGAAUUGUAGGGUUGGAAGGGACCCCAAGGGUUAUCCAGCCCAACCCCCUGCAAUGCAGGAAACUCAUCCAACCUCUGCUGAAAACCCUCCAAGGAAGGAGGUUUAUCACUUUUCAGUCUUCUCUUCCAGGCUAAACGUACACAACUACUUCAACUGUUCCUCAUAAGACUUGAUUUGUAGACCCUUUAUCAUGUUAGUGGCCCUCCUCUGCCCAUGUUCCAGCUUGUCCAUAUCCUUCUUAAAAUGUGGUGCCCAGGUGGGGUUUGAGCAAGGCAGAAUAGAGUGGAACUAUUACUUCCCUUGAUCUGGGUGCUGUAAUGCUAUAGUCUAGUUACAGCAACUGCCACUUUACCCAAACUUACACCAGUAAGUCUUGAAAAAGGGCUGUAUUGGGAAAGUGGGGCACAGGUUUGAGUUCCUUUCCUGCAAAAUGCUGAAGGUGACCUCUGCAAGGCAUUGCUUCUUCCUUCUGGGUAUUCUGCAAGCAGCAUUAAUUUGGGAUUGGAUAGGGAGAGGCCGCAGCCUCCAGCUUCACAGAACAGCUCCCUAAUCACACAGUCACAGGAGCAGGUAGGAAAAAAGCCACAUGACUGAAGCUGUGUGGAUCUCCUAGGGGCUUAGCCUAUGACACACCUCCUUCCAACGUACAGGGGCCCAGGGCUCCCAGCAGUGUACACUAGAACAUAUAUACAUACAUAAUUUUAUUUGCAUGUCACCUUUCCAUAGUUAAAGCCAUCCUCAAGGCAGCUUGUAACAUUAAAAAUGACACAUAAUUGCAAACAUAAGUUGUCAUAAACGGUAAAUAAAACAUCAAAUAGUGCACAACCAAAUUAAACAGUUUCCACGUAAAUCAUAAUAAGAUUUAAAAUAAAGGCACAAAACAAUUAAUAGAAACAAGAACAACUACCCUGCCCCCAACUACACCCCCCAACCUAAGAAUCUGUUCAGCAGCCUCAGCUUUUGUAGCUGGAGUCAGUCUUCCCAGGCCAAGUGGAAAAAGCCUUGCAAGGCAGGGAGCAGUACUGCCGGUGACAUGGCUCUCAUACCACCACCCCUUGGCCACUUCUCCCCAUCUUAGCCACAGCUACAUAGCAAUAGCCCUGGCUUGCACAAGUGGAAGGGCACCUGCUUCUCCCACCAUCACUUACCACAAGAGCAUUUCAUGGAGCUGCUGCGUCUUAUUGGAUGCUUAAGCAGGGAUCAGCAAACUUUUUCAGCAGAGGGCCGGUCCACUGUCCCUCAGACCUUGUGGGGGGCUGGACUAUAUUUUCGAAAUAAAAAUAAAAAUGAACGAAUUCCUAUGCCCCACAAAUAACCCAGAGAUGCAUUUUAAAUAAAAGCACACAUUCUACUCAUAUAAAAAGACGCUGAUUCCCCGACCGUCUGCGGGCCGGAUUUAGAAGGUGAUUGGGCUGGAUCUGGCCCCUGGGCCCUAGUUUGCCUACCCAUGUUUAAGAGUGAAAUGCCCUUUUGCUCGCCCUCUGUGGAUAAUUUUCUCCUCUCAGCUUGGUUUCACUUGACACAGAUACUUUAAAAUAUUAAGUGGCUUAAAUAUUCUUUUGAAUAAAUAAAAUCCUCUGGAGCUGCACUCUGCUCUGUGGAGUGUAUGUAUAUAAGACUGGGUUUGAAUUUGAUGUGACUGUUUCAUUCCAGAAUAUCUGGGUCAGUGUGUGGCAGCAGCUGUACUACAUGUGUAAGAUGCUGCACAAGAUGUGUGCUCAGUCGAGCAGCUUGGGUUAACAUGUUUGCUGCAUUUUAAGCAGGCCUUGAAAUUAAUGUUGUGUUCUAAUUUUUCAGGCGUUAGUUCCAUUUGAUCCCACAAAAUUGUUUGGCUGGCAGUCAGCAAAUACGCUUGUCAUACCUGGUAGGUAACUUUUGCCGUAUCUUGUUACUAUUUAAAGUGAGUAUAAAGUAUACAUGUGUGGAAUCUCCUAGUACUUCAUUCUGUUAAACAGACAUUUCUCUGGGAGCUGACAAGAUGCUGAGAGGUUUGGCUUCCAGCAGAAUCUUCUUUGCUCUCCCUGUUGCAUCUGAUCUUUCAAAAGGUGAAAUUGAGCCCUAGAAUUAGGCAAGUUUGUAUUCUAGCCUCUUAGCUGUUUAUCUUGAAUCUAAAUGAUGUCCCAGACUGCCACUCUCCUAAAGUUGGCAACAAAAAAAUUUCUGUGUUGUCUUUUUGCCAGUUAUUAAGACUUGAUCUUAAAUGGUUUUUGGCCAUGUUGUCUUGCUCCUGUAAUUUAAAUUGUUUACAGAUUACUAUUUUUUUAAAAGUUUAUUCAGUGGAUGUGGCUAUUGGACAGCCAAAUUCUUGAACAAAUUCUUGAAAAAGAGUUCUCCUUCCCUUGGAGCUCCCUUUCAUCAUUCCACUUCUUGGCUCUCACACACAAACUUUACGCUGUCCAGUAAGCCACUGCAAGUCAGACAAUGGUCCUGUGGUUAUUCUGUAUCAGAGGAGGCCAGCCUGUUCCAGCAGCAAUGAAAUGUUUACCAUUCCAAAGUCUCAGUCCAAAUUCUUUACAGGGUUGCAGUCUGGAUCAGAUGCAGCCACUGCUUUGGAAACUGGCCCCACAGAUUUUAGGGCAUGGUUGGCUGCUUAAAAACUUUAGCUCUGUAUCCACAUUUACUAAAGUGUCUUUGGCUCCAAGUGACAGCUGUAAUAGUAUAUGGAUGAAAAUGGACUCUCUUAGAAUACCUGCAGCAGCACUGGACUGUGCCCCUCUUUUCUUUAAGCCAAGUUCAGUUGCACAAGUUUAAUCAAAUCCAGUCCUUCAAUAUAAUGUUUUCAAGAGCUCUUGGUUCAUACAAAUAAAAAUUUCUCUGCACUUUUUAAAAUUAUCGAUGGAAAAUGUAUCCAAUUUAUCAAUUAUUUGUACAAGAUGCCACUUGUGUUUUACUUCUCUCACCCUGGAUGUUCUGCAUUCCCAAGUUUUAUUUAGAAGGUUUGUUGACAGUUUGGUGGUCUUGAGAGAGGGAAGGUCUAAUGGAAGUGGAAAUGUUGGGUCAAGUCCUCCUUUCUUGCCAUUUUUAUUCUGGAAUUUGAAACCAACUAGUUGUCCUCCUUCUGACCACUACUGGAUAGGUCAGUAAGUUUUUAUACAAGUGGUUCGAUGAGCAGAUAAAACUCCUGGGGUUUCACUGGCAGAGAAGACCAGAAAGCAGCUGGUUAAAAGACACCAUAAUUUAUUGUCCUAGGGAUUGUCCUUGUGGGUUUUGUUUUGUUUAAUGGGUUGUGUGCUCUUCUAGAUAGUAAUUGUGUUCAUAUCUGUGAUGUAUCUAGUUAUGGAUUCUAGAGUACAAUAAUAAAUCAAGAUACUUUAAGCAAGUGGAACUUGCUUUUAGAAACCAGUGCGUUCUCCUUAGAAGUUGUUGGCAGUGGUGUGGCUGUUUCAGCUGCAGCUAUUAGAAGGGCAUGUGGAAGCUGUGUGGGAAAAUAGCCCCCACCCCAGUCUGCUUCCAUUGGCAGCUGGACAGCCUGUAACUCUGUAGCUCUUCCAGUGUUGGGACCCUAUGGAGGCUCUGGGGUUGUUUUUGCCAGCUUGGCCUUAUUUGGCUGGUGUUGAUGAGAGUUGUAGUCAAAAACAUCUGGAGAGCGCUAGUUUGGCAAGGCUUCCUCUUUCAAGUGUCGAAAGUGUCCAUCCCCAAGGCUAUAAUGGCUGUUGCUGGUGUUUCAACUGUAAUCCCAUGCGGUGCUCUGGCACUCAGGUCCUGUGUUGGGGCUUCUGUUUGGCCAUUGUGAGAACAGGAUGCUGGUUUAGACAGACCUUUGUGCCUGAUCCAAUAGGCUCUUAAGUUUUUAUGUAGAUUGCUGAGAUUGUCAGUUACUUCCUGGUGUAGACACUGAGCAGCAAAACUUCCUACCAGAAACUUUUCCUGCCCCAGCCCCAUUGAAACCCACAACACUUAUACAUGAAAGGACAGAGGUGCCUAUUUGUAGCUUUUUCAGUGGGCUGAUCCAAGAGAAGUGCCUUUGGCCAGUUGUGAGGCCAAGUUUCAAGGAGUCAGCCAGAAGAAUUGUGUCUGGCACUUGGGCCUGUGGAGCCUGCUAUUUUUCUGUCUACUCACCACCAUGUUCUCCCUUCUCUUUAGAUACCUGUAGUGACCUUCCUCACUUCUCAAGUGCCACUUUUGUCAACAAAUAUGCUGUAGUUGAACGUCUGGAUUUCUCCUACUUCUUGCGUCAUGAACGCCCCUCAUUUGCUUUUGGGACUUUUUUAGUCCAACAGCUGGCACAGAACAAAACUCCAAAGCAGCUGUGAGUAUUUGAAAGCAGCAGAGAUUUGGAAAGGAGCCUCUCAUGUUCUCGACAGAACAUUUUCUAUGGAGAAAUCUUUGUAUUGCAAUAACGUAUUGUGUUGCUUUAGAUAGAUGUAAGCUGCCUUGUAAGAAGGGGUAUUAAUUUAUAUAAAGUACUUUUCAGAUUUGUACCCCAGGUUUUUCCUGACCUGCUUACAGUCCCCUUGGCUUUGAUUUUGACUGUGUGCAGAGUUGGGUCCUUUCCUUGCAACCUCUCUGCUGUUCCAGAUGCAUGAUGCUAACGGCUGCUGCCUUUUCUUCCCUAGGAUCCAGCAAGCAGGCAAUGAUGCCUACUCCUUGGCCCUCUCCUUCUUUUAUGUGCCAUCUGUGGCUUCCGCCUGCGCCUGCUUUUUGGAACUGCUGGGCCUUGAUAGCCUCAAACUCCGGGUGGAUGUUAAAGCUGCCAACGUGAUCCUGAGCUUCAUGUCUCAAAGAGAGGAGCCUCAGCAUAACUCGAUCAGGCAGUCCUUGGGUAGUGUUUCUUCUACAUGUUUUCUCUAUUGGAGAAAAGAGUGUAAUAUUUGAUGGGCGCGCAAGAGCAGAAAGCCCCCCGCCCUUUUGUUCCUGAAUGGCAAAGUCCACAUCCACAGUGAAGUUAGAACUGUUAUAUUUAUUUAAUAAGUUUGUAGACUGUUUGAUGUUUUAAAAAUCCCAAGUGAUUUACAAAGUAGACACCAUAAAAUCACAAGGUUAGAAUACCAGCAAAACAAAAAUCCGUAAUGAUGAUAAAAGCGCCAAAACACUAAACCAAAGGUAGAUAACCUAUUGGGGGGAAAAUAUAACUUUGAAGUAUUCUGCAGCCACAUGAAGCAGAAUGCUUUGCCUUUUCUGUUUGCAGUUGAAAAGCUGACUCAGUUGGCAGAGGGAGAAAAAACAGCAGCAGAAGAACUCCUUGUCUGCUUGGAGGAAGCCGUGUGGGAUAAGAUGGAGCACCAGGAGAUAAGCAAGUGAGUCAGCCCUUUGAGCCCAGUGGUGGGAAUUUGCUAUACAUUCUUUGUGGCCUUAUAUUACUUCUAUGAAGACUUAAGGAUUCAAAUUUGGAAGGAUUGAUUUGAUUUUUGAGUAGAUUUGAUUUGAUUUAUUAUAUUUCUAUGCCACUUUUCGUUCAAGUGAAUCUCAUAGCAGCUUACAAACAAUAAAUAACAAUAACAUAAUAGAACAUCACAAAUACAGCUUAAGGUUGAAGUGUGAUGUAUAGAACAAAAAAAAAAAAGAGGAAAACAAGUAUAGCUUGCAUGCUGUCUCCACCCCCUUUACUUUUUAGCCUGGAAUCCCUGCUAGCUGCAUAUUAGCAAAGAGAGAGUCCCCUUCCAAAUGCUGUUUCUGUGUUUCAGUUUCCUGUAUCUCCACAUUCACUUGAGUCACAGGGGAUGGAGAGGGGUAGUUAAGAACACCAAAGCAAGGAGGGGCAGAGAAGAGUGUAAGAAGCAAAGGGCCCAAUUAAUCCAGUGCUGUUUCCAGAUACCCCUGAGGCACGAGAGCAAUGGCACUCUCCCACCCAUAGCAGCUGCCAUUCAUAGGAAUGCCCCCUCUGACACUGGAGGUAGUAAUAUCUCGCUGUCAUAACCAGUAGCCUUUGAUAGCCUUGUUCCCCUUGAAUGCUGACCCCUUUCAAAGCAACCCAGAUUCAUGGCCAUCGCUAUGUUUUAUGUUAGCAAAUUCUUGCAAUGUCUUUCCUUUUGUUUGUCUCUACUCUUCCACCAUUUAUCUUAAUUGGAUGACCCAAGUGUGGUCUAGUAUGAUGUGUUCAUUUUCUGCACACCAUGCAUAAUAAUAAUAGUAAUGUUCUAUGCCUUCACUUGCCUUUUCUUUAGAGGGCUGUUGUGCUAGUCCCUUGAAGGUUUUGGUUGUUCUUGGCAAGUGUUUUUUAUGGAGGUGGAAGCUUAAGUUACUGGCUGUUUCAGUAGAGCUAAUACAUCCCUUCCCCAUAGGACAUCCAGCGAGGCAAGGAAGCAGUGGUCUCUGGUGGCCCAGUUUUGCAGGCUCCACGGCCUCAAGCUGAGCAUGUCAUACCUGAAGGUGUGUGCGAGAUCCAGCGAAUGGCUACAGUUCCUCAUUGAAGCCCAGAGGUACAACUACCAACCCUCUGAGGUAAGGAGCCCUUCAGGCAAAAGUGAUAUGGCCAUCUUUAUUAAUUUGGGGUUUAGUCUUUGCAGUGGCCCCUUUGAACAGACAUUGCUCUUGAAAUAGGGGGAGAGAUCACUAAUGUGGCUUCAUUUGCCCUGGCAGCAGAAAGACAGGUACAAAUCUAUAAAGGCAUUAAUAUAGUAGAAUUCUAAUUUGUGUUUGGUAUGUGUACCACUUUGCUGUGAAUCAUGAGCUCAAGACAAUAAACUAGACUUCCAGGUGUUUUGUUCUGCAACUCCCAUCAGUCCCUCAAGGGCACCAAGUUGGUGAAGAUUUCAAUAAACCAUUGUCUGGUUGCCUCUUUGCGCUGUUUGUUCACUUUAUACUGUUCACCUAGUUUGUUCUUUCCCUUCCCCAGGUUGUCCCCAUCCUCCAGGAGUUUCCCCCUCCUCUGCAGGACCACUUGAGGCUGGCCUUGGAGUGUUUGCAGUCCUCAGUUACUCCAUUGGAGGACGGUCAGGGUGGCAACUCCCACCGGCUGAGGCAUGAGCAAAAGCCAAGCACCCACACCAGUGAUCUUUUCCGCAUUCUCCUUUGGUGUCAGGAGCAGCCGCGUCCCUGGCAUUACCUUCUGGGUGAAGCUGUGAAACACCAGGCUCCCAUUCUGAGCAUCCUUGCUGCAUGCUUCCAGGUAAGAAUGCUCUGAGGAUGACCCUGUGCUUCUGUUGUUCAUUUAUUUCCAUAGGCCGUAUGUGUGAUAUUUUAGAAAUAUUUGCAAGUACAUUCCUCAAGGUGGGUCACUUCCUCCUUGUAUUUAACUUAUUUACUUCUUUCCUACUCCUCUCUGGCCACAUCCACCCGUUUGGAAGGACACCAGCAUUAUCCAUUGCCUCUGUGUUUGGCUCAUAACUUCCUUGGAUAGCUCCACCACUGCCCAAGUGACAGACCACUUGGAAGGCUCAGCUGAAACCCAUGAAUGGGAUCUUCAGGACUUGGCCACCCUCUGGCAGACACUUCUCCAGAGGCAGAAAAUCCAAACUCUUCUUCAUGGCUUUCAGUUCUUUCUGAAGGUAACUCUUUAAGUCCCUUUACCUGAUAUUACUUGGGCUGCCUCUGCUGGGUGCACGAGAAACCGCCCCAGCAUGCAACUUCCAUUUGUUUAACUUGUGCUUCUUCACAUUUUCAAGAGUGCCUUUGAAAAUAAAUGUAACAAGGGUUCCUCUGUGUGUGUGUGUGUGAUUUCUUCAAACUGAAAGCUUCACGAGACAUGGAGACUGCACAUGGAGCUGCCCAAAUGAACCCUCCAUUCCAAGUUAAGGAAGGGAAAUGGUCCAAUUUCUGCCCCCUGCUGUGGUUACACUUUCAGAGCCUCAGGAGCUAGAUUGGGGGGGGGGGGUGUUCAAUGUCAGAGGUGUAUUUUUAAAUAAAUAAAUGGUGCAACACUUGUGAAGAAUGUUGAACAUAAAUUCGCAUCAAUCUGUUCAGGACUCCCCUUUGCUGAUGAUCCUGGAGCUGUACGAGUUGUGCAUGGACUACAGAAACUACAGCGAAGCGCAGAGCAGACUCCUUGCAUUCCAAGCCAGUAUUUCAAGAGUAAGCAGACCCUUCCCUUUGCUCGCUGAAGCUUUUGAACCAACUCUUUAAUUACAGAGGUAGCUAGCAUCUCUAGGCUAGAGCAUGGUCUUCUCUUGAGUGUGUGAGGUUUAAUUUUUCCAGUUGAAGGAUUGUUUGAGCAUGCGGGCACACACAUAUGGCUGCCCACCCUUCUUCCUUGGGUGUAUCCUUCCCAGUUCCCUACCACGCGACUUCUUUGCAUUGUACAAGUUGGCUUACUUUGUCAGAGAGAUGAAGGAGAGGGUGGGGGAGAGGCAUGUUUUGGCACUUGGAUAACUUUCAAAAUGAUUUUUGCACAGCUGCAAGCCUUACCCGAAGGUCCACCUCUGCUCUUGCCUGUGCCCUGGCUGGUGUCGCAGGCUUCAUUUCUUCUUGAGCUGAUGCUUCAGCAGUGCCGAACUCAGUACGAGCUGGGAAAGGUCCUUCAGCUUUUUGCAGAUACGGACACCGUUCUCCCUCACGGUAUGGACAGUUUUCUUUGGUUCCCUGUCAGUAAUUUGUUACCUGCACAGCCAAGACUUCCUCUUGAAAUCUGCUUUCAGUGCCUGAUACCAGGCAGCCCUCGGGAGGUGGUAGUAAAGGAGCAUCAGCUGUUGAGUUCAUUCUGCUUUUAAGUGUAGUCAAAUCAUUGGUUUCCGGGGCAUGGAAAUAAGAUGGGAAUCCAGGAGGUUUGGAAGACCAGAAAAAGGGAUGCGCAUGUGCAUGCCUCUCCUUGGCAUGUUGGGAAACCCAGUCACUUCUCUCUUUGUCCAUCAUGUGCAUCCUCAGUGCUGCAUAUAAAGGCAGGGACUGAUCUGCAUAAGAGAUGGUUGUCUUCUGCUUCAUUUUUAUACCAUCUUUCAUCUAAAAUGAUCCCAGGUUGGCUUGUGAUCUUUAAAGAUAGAAGAAGUAAAACAUGGGGAUAAACUAGUGAAUUAGAAGCAACAGAAGCACGCCAGCAAUUUAAAAGCAUUGGGAUGAACAAAAAGGUUUUUGGUCUGGUGUCUAAAAUAAAAUAAAAAUACUGAUGCCAAGUGGGCCUCCCCUAGUUGGGGCUCUGCAGCCAAAAAGACCUCCCUUCAUUGCCCUCCACUUCACUUCUGCCAAAGUUGUUGCUCAGCAAAGGGCCACAGCGCGGGCAGCUUGAUGGGGAUCCUCUUUGCUCCUUUCCAGAAAAGCCUGAGUCAUUAAAGCACAGACUAUCCAGUUAAGGACCUGUUUCUUUUUGGGCUGCUUUUGUGCUUAGGGCCUGAUAUGAAGAAGCUGAGUGCCCUCAGCUUCACCUUGAAGGACUCUCCUGUCUCCAUUGAUUGUGCCAUUCUGAGCAGUUACACCCCAGAGAAUUUCCAGAAGGAGUGCAGAAGAAUUCUGGAGGAGCUGCAGGACCAAAGCUCUUUCCUAAUAGCGCGGAAGGUGGCAGAGCUGGCAGAGCUGCCUGUGGACAACGUGGUGAUCCAAGAGGUGCGCUAACCUUUUGACAACUCAUGAUUUGGUUGAUUAUGUUCCAUCUCCAACCAAGGCACAAUUAGAAUGUGGCUUCCCCAUCUAUUGGACUCAGCCUCUAGUUUUGGUGACUCAGUCCCAGAUCCAGUGCUGCCUUUGGCUACAUAUGAGUAAGUAAGGGAACUUGGGGACCAAGAAUGAGGUGCUUGUAGUUUCCUGCUGUGAGGCAGUGAGAGGGGAAUACAUAUUUAUUUGUCAAAGCCAUCACCUUGGACUGUGUCCGGUAAUAAUCAGGCAACCAGCGCAGGUCUCUCAAAGCUGUUGGUACAUGUUCUUGAGCCAUCAGGCCCAUCAGUAUGCUAUCAGCUACAUUUGUCACUAUCUUCCAUCUCCACACAGUUCUCAAGAGCAGUCCCAUGUUGUGUAAACAGGAGUUGCAGCCAGGCUCUCCCUAUCGACAGAUGGCCAUAGCUGGUGAAUCAGUAGUUCAGCUUCCUUUCAUUGGUUGUCAUGGAAAGAUGGGGCUGAGAAUCCCUUUGAUCUUUUGUGUGUUUUGCAGGUCCUCCAAAAUAUGCACCUCUUGCAACAAAUUGGCCACUGGCCUCAGAAGCGGACAAGGAUCGAGUUCUGGGAAAAGUGCCACGAAAACUACAUGAGAAAUGCCAUCUCAACCCGAGCAGCUUCCAAUUUCUUCUUAGCUCAGGCAGACCUUCUGUCUGAGUCCUUGGAUGAGGGGAGAACAUCUGGCAUCUCAGAGAGGAAACUUCUGCUAACCUUGGCUGGCCACUGGUUAGCCAAAAGCGAUCCGGUUCCACUUCAGGAGCUGGAAGGGAUUGAGAAAGAAAUCUGGCUUUGCCGCAUCGCUCAGCAGACCUUGAACCAGGGCCCUGAGAAGGCCAAGCACAGAUUCUCCCACCAGAUUUCUAUGAGCGGUGAAGUGUCCUUUGAUUCCUUAGCCAAGGAGUUUUCCUUUUCCAAGCUGGCUGCCUUGAACGUGCCCAAGUACUUGCAGCUGGAGGGUUUGCCCUCACACAAUGCAUCCUUGCAAGCCACACUUUCUGCGGCUGAUGUGGAAUCGCUGAGCUUUCUGGUUGGGCGCCUGCUGGACGAGGGGAGCAUCCACGAGGCCAGCCGGGUUUGCUGGUACUUUAACUUCUACAGUCGAGAUGUCUUGCUGGUCUUGCACUGCAGAGUGCUGGCCUCUGGAGAAGUCCUUCGGAGCGAGUUUCACCCAGAGGUUCAUGCCAUCCUUGCAGCAAGAGACAGAGAGGAGGCAAAGGAAAAGAAUAACGGAGGGGGAGAGGACUCUUCAAAGAAACAAUCUCUGAGCAGUAAGUAGCAGGAGCGUUUGGAGCUGCAAAUUGGACAAAAGCAUCUCUCCCCAGGAGUCCACAGAGGACCCUCCUGGGCCAUUUCUUCAUUUCCCUGCCAUUUUGUAGGUCUUGUCAUUGCCCGUUCUUUAGAAAUGUAGGUGUUUCUUGGAUCUCAAACUUUGCCAUUCGUAGCAUUCAAAACUGCUGCAAUGUUUUUCCUUCAAAAAUUGGGAGGGGGGGGGAGAAGGGAGGGUGGCAGCUGAUCAGCUGAGAACCACGGAGCAUUUCCAAUGCUCAAGUUUGUCAUAGAAUCAUGGCAGUGUUGAGUUGAAGGGAUCCAAAGGGUCGUCUAAACCAAUCCUCUGCAAUAUAGGAAUCAUAGCUAAAGAAUCCCUGUGUUUAAAAACCUCCGGCCUCCAGAGCUCAGAAGAGCAAGAAAUGUGCCCUUAUCUCACCCAGUGUUGGUUUUCUCCUCCCAGUUUUGCCCUGUCCAUCUCCAGCCUUGUCUUCUCCCCUUGCCCAAGCAUCCUGCUCAGCCUGCUCAUUCCUUGCUAUCCAGAGUCUCUGUUUCCUUUUCAGCCUCGAGCCUUGAGUCCUGGUCCUUUGUGGGAGGUCCAGGCCCAGAGAGCGAGGUGGUGGGCAGCCUGCAGGCCCUGCUGGCGGAAUGUGUCCACGGGCGGAACUACUGCCGGCAGGUCCUCUGCCUGUUUGAGCUGUCCAAGGUACGUGCGGGUUGGGAACUGGGGAGGGGCAGCCAUUGUGCUACAGUGAUGGGAGCUGCGGGAUCUCUCCAGUGGGGGCUUUGCCUUCCAGCAUGGCACUGAGGGGCCCUUUGAGGAUGAGACUCCUUAGGAUCCCAGACGUAAGACUUCCCCAUGGUCUUUUGCAGGAACUGGGCUGUCCCUUCAGUGAGAUCUCUGCCCACGAUUCCGAGAAGCUGCUUCGGGUGAUCCUGUCUUCUCAGCAGCCGGACAGGUGCAAAAAAGCCCAGGCCUUUGUCACCACACAGGGAAUGGAGCUGGAAACCGUGGCGGAGAUUGUGGCCGAAGAAGUCACCCGAGAGCUGCUGGCCCCUUUGCAAGGGAAAGGCAGUGAGUCCUGCUUUGUUGUUACUGACCAAGGAGAAUAAUCCUAUAACUUGUGGGGAAGUGGAAAGACUCCUAGGAUUGGGUUUGGGCAAGAGUGGAGGUGGUACUGUUUCUUCCUCUUCCCCCUGUCAGCUGGAGAAUAUCCUGUCACCAAUAUGUCAUUUGUAUAUACAGAACAAAAGCAAAUUCUGAACCCAGCAGAGGAGAGCCAGGCAUUCCUGCAGCUGGCUAAACUGUGCCAGGACCACACGUUGGUUGGCAUGAAGCUAUUGGACAAGAUCUCAUCUGUGCCGCACGGGGAACUUGCCUGCAGUAAGUCAGUGAUGGGCAGGUGGAGGAUCCUUUUUGGCCAGGGAUUAAACAUCCAGUAACAGCACACUAGCAUGCUGCGUGGCUAAGGCUGCGAUCCAAAGCCCGCUUACUUGAAUGCAGAUCUUAUUCAGGUUCUUGGGACUAUGCUUCUACAUAAACAUAGGUGGGGUUGGGCCUCAGGAGGAGGGUGCCAUUUUUUCUGUUUGCUGUCUUUGUGUGGUUUGCAUUUGGAAAAUGCAACCACCCCACCCCACAUCAUGUUCAUUGAUGCCAGGAAGCUGGAGCUGUGGUCGUGAAGGGUUUGACCCACAUGCUGCCAUUCUCCAUCUGUCUUAGCAGUAGUACAGGUUUUUGCUGGAGCCUUUCAUAAAGGAGCAUUUAGCAGUUCUGGGGGGAAAGGGAGUGGCCUCUGACUUCACCUAGCUGUCCUCAAGGUGGGGAACAUGGUUUGUUUAUGAGCAGCUGAGGAGCUUUUGCCUCCAAGAGCUGCUGUCCCUGUCCAGUGUAUGUGAAAGUGACAGUUGUUGUUCCACUUUGCAGUUGAGGGACCAGAUGCCACACAAUCUUUGGCCAAGGGAGAAAUUUAAAUCGGGGCGGGGAGGGGGUCUCCCUUGUAUUGGAGAGCACUUGCAAAACUGAAAAAAAAUGUGCUUGCUGAUGAAGACCCCUUUCCUCCUUUUUCAGCUACAGAGCUGCUGAUCUUGGCCCACAACUGCUUCAGCUUAACCUGUCACAUGGAAGGGAUCACGCGGGUUCUGCAAGCUGCCCGGCUGCUCACAGAGGAGCAUUUGGCACCCAACGAAGAAUAUGGCCUUGUGGUACGUGACUGCUCUAAAGCUGCCCUAUUUGUGGGAAAUGUGAACUGGUUGCAGGGACACACACACACCAGGCCUUUGAAGAGUCCUGCUGAUUCCAAGACAUCCCCUUGCUUUGCUGAAAAAGGAAGGUAGUGGCAGGUCAAAGACUCCCACAGAUGGUUCAUGCUCGGCUGCCCUCUGCAUUGAUGUUAGCAAGGAACAAGUAGCUCCUCUUAUAAGAAGCAGUAUGUGCAGCCUUCAUUGGCUUCCCCUGGCCUGGUAGGAAAGCUGCUUUUGCUUUCCCCUGACCAAUGAUUGGAAAUGGCUGAUCAGUAACCUUCCACAGACUUCUGUUGUGCCCCCUAAGGAGGGGUGGUGGCGACUGCCAUGACCUUCUGGCUUACCUCAGUGUGCAUGUUGACACAGAGUGAGGCCCUUCUGCCUGCCUUGCUAUACAAGUCCUUAUCUCUUCUUCCUCCCUACCAAAGGUUCGGCUUCUCACUGGCAUUGGCAGAUACAACGAGAUGACAUACAUCUUUGACCUGCUGCACGAGAAGCAUUACUUUGAGGUGCUCAUGAGGAAAAAGCUGGAUCCGGUGAGUGCAGGAGACGCAAAUCUGCCUCAUCCUUUCUCAAGAGUUCCAACCCUUCCAUCAGAUGGACAAUAGAGGGAAUCCAAAUGCAAAUGUGUCAUUGAGUCUGAAGCCUUUAUUUUCAGCAGGAUGUGGAUGAGGCUUACAGUAGUCUCUCUGCCCGCCUGCCAUCACAUGGGGAUCAUCAUCCUGACUGAUCCAAGGGAGGGAAGUUGAAGCCAGGAUAUGUGCUGGCUCUUUAGUCUGAAGGGAACUUGACUGGCCUGGGCCAGGUGGCAGUUGUAUGCAGCUCAAAGUAUUUCUCGUGUCUGAAGGCUCAUUCUCAAUUCUCAAAUCUGCUUCCCCCGCUUCAGUCUUCCCAUUUGUUACCUUCUUGCUAAAUCAUCAUUCUAGUCACAGCAUCCCCACUCCAGAAUGUCCCAGCUAUAGUAAAGCCAUAAAGCUAAAACUCUCCUUCUUUCAUAGUCGCUUUUUCUCGCUCACUUGUUGAAAUGCAGCCAUUCCUUUCCUUAACACUUUUGGCUCCAGCUCUUCUAAUCCUUUUUAAAUACACUUUGGGGGGGGGGGGCUGGGGGCUCUGCUUGAGAGCUCUAGCUUCCCCUGUUGUCAGCUGCAAGCUUUCUCAACUCCUCUUUGUCACAUCCACUCCUUACCUCCCUUCCACUUUGGCAGAGCGGGACCCUCAAGACAGCUCUGCUGGACUACAUCAAGCGCUGUCGCCCGGGGGACAGCGAGAAGCACAACAUGAUUGCCCUCUGCUUCAGCAUGUGCCGAGAGAUUGGGGAGAACCACGAGGCGGCAGCCAACACACAGCUGAAGCUCAUUGAAUCCCAGCCGUGGGGUAAGUUGCCAGACCAGUAGACCUGCAGAGAGCCCACCUGCCCAGGAUAACAGGUGCUCAACACCCUGCUUCCUUAUUCACCUCUUGUGAAGAAGGAGAUGUGAUGGAACCGCAAGAGCAGCUCCAUAGUUUAAGGAAGCAACUAUCAUUCUAGACCCCAAAAUUCUAUGGGCCCCAAAACUGACUGUUUGUCCUAACAGUAUGAAAUUUAGCACAGGGAAUCUGUUCAGUAAGGUGUAUGAUAUGGCUAAAUUUCAGAAAAACCAGGCAAUGGCCAGCUGAGCCACAGCAUGCUUAAAACUUAGCAUUAGGGAGGCCUAUACCUGAAAGAAGAAGAGGAGUUUGGAUUUGAUAUCCUGCUUUAUCACUACCCGAAGGAGGCUCAAAGCGGCUAACAUUCUCCUUUCCCUUCCUUCCCCACAACAAACACUGUGAGGUGAGUGGGGCUGAGAGACUUCAAAGAAGUGUGACUAGCCCAAGGUCACCCAGCAGCUGCAUGUGGAGGAGCGGGGAAGUGAACCCAGUUCACCAGAUUACGAGACUACCGCUCUUAACCACUACACCACACUGGCUCUCACACAUUGCCCUGAAUCAGCCUAGGUUGAUCUAAUGAAAGGCAUAAUCUGCUUGCUUUGUGCCUAUCAUUUGAGUCCUCACUGAGGUGCCUGGAUUGGCUUUGGUGGAUACAUCUUUGGUUCGCUUGCUACCUCUUCCCUCCCUCUGGAUUUGGCAUUUGGUUCUGUAUUUGCUGCCUUCACCCCAUGAAGGCAUUCAACACCUUUUUCCUUUUCAGAGGAGUGCCUGCAGGAUGUGCCCAAUCUGAAGAAGCUCCUGAUGAAAGCCCUGACCCUCUACAUAGAUGCUGCAGAAAGCUAUUCCAAGGCAAGAUGGGAGUGGGACUGUGUGAAGGUGUAAAGGCGAGUGGCAGGGCCUUGUUAGUGUUUGCUUCAGGGAUUGAUGUGUCCCGUAGAGUUACAGAGGUGGCAUCAGAUGUGAGAAGAGGGCUGUGACCAGCGAGAUGUUUGCAAGUGUGUGUGUGGAGGAGGGAAGGCAGUUGCAGCCACUCAGCUUCAUCCGUGCAUCUUUGACUCCCUUCUCUUAGGACUUCUGUGUGCGCCAGUCCUUGCGCUGCAACAGGCUGACAAAGCUCAUCACCCUGCAACUCCACUUCCUGAACAGCAGCCACAGCACCAAGCUGAUCAAUCUGAGCAGGAAGAGCCUGCUGGAGUGUAUCAUGUCCCUGCCCAGGUUCUACCAGGUAAGGAUGCCAGGCACCAUCACAAGAACCUGUGGUGUUCUAUUGAUGGAAGGACACAGUGCACAUUCCUGGGAGGAUGAUGUCAGCUGGCAUUUCUCUUCCGUCUCUCCCCAGGCUGCCAUUGUGGCUGAGGCCUACGACUUCAUCCCAGACUGGGCUGAGGUCCUGUAUCAGCACGUGAUCCUGAAGGGAGACUUCAGCUACCUGGAGGAGUACAAGCAGCGUGGCCUGCUCAAGACCAGCACCUUUGAGGAAAUAGCCCGGAAGUGAGUCCAAGGGAACCAUUUGCAGCCCACUUCUCCCAGUGGGAAACAUUCCCUACAUCAGGCUUUCUGUAGAGUCGAGAUCCUCACUCUAAUCCUCAGUUGAAGGUUGCUGAUUGCAAUCCUGCAAGUUGAAAUACAAGCAAAGCGGAGAGCUUUUAAUCUCUCUCAUGCUUGGGAAGCAGGGUCCGCUCCAGAAGGUUCACACAGAGCAGUUCCAAGGUUUAUAUAGGACCCUUGGAACCAACCUCCCACCCCGGUAAGAUGCAGUCAUACUGUAUGUACUGAAAGCAGAGUUCUCCCUCCACUGGGCACCUUUUUGUCCCAAGGGCAACACCUUUCUCCCUUGCUGCACUUAGCUGGCAGGUAGAAGUGGGAUCCUGUCAGAGGGCAGAGUGUGGGGGACGAGGCUUAUGUCUAACCCCUCUGUGACCUUCUGUUCCAGGUUCAAGCAGCACACAGGUAAUGAGCCUGCUCUGAAAAACUUGAAGCGGCUGCUGACCUACUGCGAUGACAUCUAUGUGUAUUACAAGCUGGCUUAUGACAACCAGUUCAGCGACGUAGUGAACACGCUUCUAAAAGAUGCUCAGACAGGUUGUUGUCUGAAGGACCUGCUGGCCAACUAGAUGAUGCUUGGGAGAAAGAAGAGCCACAGCCAUCACUGGUGUUGUAGGAAACUCCAGUCAGUACAGGCAGGGGUUUGUGCAGAAGCGGUUACAUUUGUUUCAGUAUCUGAAACGUGCAACAAAGCGGAUGACAGCAUUAAUCAAUGGUAUGAAAUGGUAAGGAAUAUUAACCUCAGGGUUGGUUUCGAGUUAAUUUGACAGUUGAAGUUAGAACUUUUUAUUAGGAGAGCUUUUCUCUCUGGGAAUCCUUGUGUUGAAUAUAGAGGCUACUUAAAAACUAAGCUGGCUCUUGAAGCUGCAGCUGAGUUUCUGGGUUACAAAAUGAUGAGGGCAGGCUUUCUCUUCGGUAACCUCUCCCCCUUGCAUAUUGCUGGAUGAUAUGAAUAAUUGGAGAACCAUUUGCUGUAUAAAAAUAUUUUUUGUGCAGAUUUAAUAUUGAACAUAUGGUAUAAACUUUGCCAUACCUGCUUUUCCCUGGUUAUGUAUAAUGUUCUCAAAGUAUUUCGGGUACAAGGUAGGUGGAGUGUCAUAGAAACUUGGAGGCACUAUCUGAGAGUGCUGAGCUCCUCUAACCCUUAUGACUCCAGUGCAUGAGCUGUUCUUGCUCAUUUCUGCAAAGCUGUUCCUUACCCAACACCAGUGCCCAGCUUUUACUAUCUUUCAGAAUGAGCGUCAACAACAGUGGCACUGUGUGUUUUUGUCCGUAGGAAGGUAGUUAAAUGAGGAGUGUUUAUAGAAAUGAUCUUCCAAUGUUUCUGUUACUCAUAUUUUGCUGUGUUUCUAAAGUCACCAAUACAGCUUGAGCUAUGGCGGUGUAUACUUGUGUGAAGACUACAGAACAUUACAAGGCUCCCUGUAGUUGGGGUAUACAGUGAGCCAAAGAAGCUCUUCUGGGGAAAGAAAUCUCUGCUUGACUACAAUUCUUGCUUGCUCCUCAAAUACAUAUCCAUUUGCAAGCUUGUAGCUGUUAGUGGGGGAAAAUCAGAAGUGAUAGGAAGAAAGAAAACAUGGCAACCUCUUACAGGUUGAUGGUUUUUAUUGCUUUUUGGCGAAUUAAAAUUAAAUCUUCCCAUAUGCAUCUGAUUAAAUAACAGCCUUUUGACCCUAGAGAGCAGGGGUGGGGAAUCUCUGGACAUGAUCCAUUGCCCCCAAACCAUGCCUGCCCACCAGUCUAGUCCCUCACCCUGCUUACAGCAAGCCUGCCUAGCAUCUCCCCAUAGAUCCAUCCCUCAAAUAGCAAUGGAAAGGAAGAGAGAUAUGGGUAGGAUAAACACUACUAGUUGGCCUCUGGCUCUGCCCAAGCAGUCCUACUUCACUCCUCCCUGCUUCUCAGCCCCUUUGGACUUCUUUUUUUGGCAGGGAUGGAGUUACUGCAGUUCACAAAAACUAAGACAUCUGUUAGUCUUCUGUGGUGCCACAAGACUUUAUGUCCUGUGAUUAAACACCCUGCAGUGGGCUUGCCCCAAUCCAGCAACAGUUCUUGCCCGAGGUGGAAGCACAACCAAACCAAAGCUCUCAGUCCUCACAAUAGUGAUUUUAUUAAAUUAGUUGCUUUUAUAAAACAUUGCAGAUGUCAUAAUUGUUAACAUAACAAUUUACCCAACUGUCGUAACUGUUGCAGUUUGCUAAGCAGGAUUCCUGUAAAUG
Molecule: messenger RNA, 33113 nt
Organism: Podarcis lilfordi (Lilford's wall lizard)
Lineage: Eukaryota; Metazoa; Chordata; Lepidosauria; Squamata; Lacertidae
Source: the annotation of a GenBank genome assembly